Messenger RNA from Orussus abietinus, 1758 nucleotides. RefSeq names its product ferrochelatase, mitochondrial (gene FeCH). The record is from RefSeq and is a predicted model, not a curated record. Gene Ontology annotation, molecular function: protoporphyrin ferrochelatase activity. Lineage: Eukaryota; Metazoa; Arthropoda; Insecta; Hymenoptera; Orussidae. Gene Ontology annotation, biological process: heme biosynthetic process. The coding region runs from base 95 to 1294 and encodes 399 amino acids. The transcript has 8 exons.
GUGUCAUUGCGAAUGAUUUGACAAAUCUGUGUCUCGAAACUAACAUAUUUUUUCUAUCUGAAUUGUUGCAAUAGUUGCAUUCGACUAACUCAGCAUGAGGAUUGCAUAUAUUUCCAACUUACUCCUUUUUGGUAAGCAAUGUGCGAAAAUACAAAAUCGCAAUGUUCGUCUUGUGGCGACGGCUGCCCAGGUUAAACGACAGGAAGACGUUAAGCCGAAGACAGCGAUACUGAUGUUGAACAUGGGUGGCCCAAUUAAUAUCACCAAAGUGCCUGAAUACCUCUUACGUAUUAUGACCGAUCGUGACAUGAUUCAACUUCCAAUGCAAAGUCAAUUAGGACCAUGGAUUGCCAAAAGGCGAACAGCUGAUGUACAGAAAAAGUACGAGGAGAUCGGAGGUGGCUCACCUAUUUUAAAGUGGACUAACAAGCAAGGCGAAUUGUUGUGCAAACAGUUAGAUAAAAUUUCACCAGAAACGGCACCACACAAACACUACGUUGCUUUCCGAUACACCGAUCCUUUGACAGAAGAUGCUCUCAGAGAUGUAGAAGCGGACAACGUUGAACGUAUCGUUGUAUUCUCACAAUAUCCUCAGUAUAGCUGUGCGACGACAGGAUCGAGCUUUAAUGUCAUACAUAAUUAUUAUCAGAAAUGGCCAGUGCCACAAAAUAUGAAGUGGACUAUAAUUGACCGAUGGGCCACGCAUCCACUUCUUGUUGAGACUAUUGCAGAGCGAAUCAAAGCAGAAUUAAUUCAAUUUCCCAGCAAUAUAAGAGAUGAUGUGAUAAUUCUCUUCUCAGCGCAUUCCUUGCCAUUAAAGGCAGUGAACAGAGGUGACCCAUACCCAUCGGAAGUUGGUGCGACGGUGCAACUAGUCAUGGAAAAGUUGAAAUAUUGUAACCCCUACAGUUUAGUCUGGCAGUCGAAGGUAGGACCAUUACCUUGGCUUGAACCAUACACUGAUGAUGCUCUGAAAAAUUACGUCAAGCAGGGGAAGAAGAAUUUCAUUUUAGUUCCCGUUGCUUUCGUAAAUGAACACAUCGAAACCCUUCACGAGAUGGAUAUCGAAUACUGCCAUGACUUGGCAAAAGAACUCGGUAUUGAAAACAUCAGACGAGCAGCAGCACCGAACGAUCAUCCACUAUUCAUACAAGCGAUGGCAGACAUUGUAGUAUCUCGUCUAAGGUCGAACCAACCUGUAAAUCCAAAAUUCCUCACCCGAUGUCCACAUUGCGUUAACAAAAACUGUGCAAUUAGCAAAUCCUGGUAUGCGAAGAUUUGCAACAAAGUGUAACACCUUUCAUAACAAGUUAGGAGUGCGGCAUCUAUCUCCUAUUUAUAAUAAUCUUGCGAAGGUAAAGAUUACUUAAUGCAACGAUUUACAAAAGCGAAGAGAUCACAGCAUUACAUGACAACUUACCAAUGACACGGUACCAAUUGUUGCCAGCAGCAAUCAACGUCAAUCAUUCUUAACAAUUAUGGGACGAAAAAGUGCCGUCAAGAGGGAUGACGAUAUAUUUUGCUGUGCCGAGUGGUCGGUCUAGAGGCACCUACUUUUUGAAGCAUCGUAACCUUUCCUUGUAUCAUAAUCCACAAUUUACCACUUCCGUCAAGGAGGAGCGUCAACUGUAAAUCAUGGAGAUGCGCAGAACUUAUCGUUACAGAUGGCGAGUCAGCUUGUGGUAUUACUUCGAGGUUAGUAUAAUGUACCUUCCGUGCAAUUUAUGAUAUAGGAAUAAACGCAGUUCAUUUUUACCA